Messenger RNA from Rhizoctonia solani, 327 nucleotides. RefSeq names its product Cytochrome C. NCBI's taxonomy places the organism in Eukaryota, Fungi, Basidiomycota, Agaricomycetes, Cantharellales, Ceratobasidiaceae. Gene Ontology annotation, molecular function: electron transfer activity; heme binding. Gene Ontology annotation, cellular component: mitochondrial intermembrane space. Bases 1 to 327 code for a protein of 108 amino acids. The record is from RefSeq and is a predicted model, not a curated record. The transcript has 3 exons. Gene Ontology annotation, biological process: mitochondrial electron transport, ubiquinol to cytochrome c; mitochondrial electron transport, cytochrome c to oxygen.
AUGCCUUUCGCUGAAGGAAAAGCUGAAGCCGGUGCUAAGCUGUUCACGACUCGCUGCGCCCAAUGCCACACCACUGAGGCUGGCGGAGCUCACAAGGUUGGCCCUAACCUGCAUGGAUUGUUUGGCCGCAAGUCCGGACAGGCAUCAGGCUUCUCAUAUACCGAGGCAAAUGUCAAGAAGGGUGUUACAUGGAAUGAGCAGACCUUGUUUGAGUACCUAGAGAACCCCAAGAAGUACAUUCCCGGCACCAAGAUGGCAUUUGCUGGUCUCAAGAAGGACAAGGAUCGCAACGACCUCAUCACCUGGCUCCGAGAGAACACCAAGUAG